AAAAAAAAACAAAAAAAAAAAAAAUAUUCAAUGUUUCCAUAAUUAAAAUUGUUAUUAAAUUAGUAGAUAGGGAUAGGUAAACAAGAAACAAAUAAAGAGUAACCAUAGUAUUAAAUAUUCAAUGUCGGUUUUUAGUUUACAUUGAUAUAUAUAUAUUCUUUAUAUAGUAUAUAUAUAUUCAUUAUUCCUUCCUUUUCUUUUUUUUAUGAAAUAAAAAUCAAAAUUUCGUUCAAAAGUUUUUUUUCCUCACUCUCGUGAUUUUACUUCCAUUUUAUUAAAAACAUAAUGUUACGCGGAGCGAAACAUAUACUAAAAAAGAAAACACAUUUAAAUAAUAAUGGUAAUAAAGUUUCAAUCAAGAAAACUACUACGGAAAUAAAAGAGUUUGGUAAUAAUGUUACUAUAGAAGAAACUCACUGGAUUGUUAAAAAAAGUGCUGAACAGAUCCGUUUAAGAGGAUUAAGUUCAGUUAAUAUAUUUAAACCAACGCGCAUUGGUGAUGGAGGUGAUGAAGUAAAAUAUUUAUUAAAUUGUUUAUUAAAUGAAAAUAUAUCAGAAUUUGAAGAUGAAAUCAAAAAUCAAGAUUUAAAUAAUAUAGUUUCUGCGAUGAAAUGGACAUUACGACAUUGUAAUAAAACAAUUAUACCUUAUAGUAAUUAUGAAUCUUUUGAUAGACUUGAGCAAGGGAUUAAUUUUGAUGUUCAUAAAGGACUAUUUUCUAAUUAUUUUUUAAAUUCUAUACCAAAUUUAAAUAGAGAUAUUGUUAAAGAAUUAUUUGAUGUUUGUAUACAAAUAACUACCACAACAACAUUAUCAUCAUCUAUAUCAUCUUCAUCUUCAUCCUCUCCUACUUUAACAACACAUUCUGAUAUUAAUACUAUGAACGCUCAAAAAAUCAUCAAAUCUUUAGCAUUCUGUUUAAUAGGUAGUAAUAAUAGUAAUGAUGACGAUGAAAAGAGAAAAAUUUUUAAUAAUUUUGAUGAUGCUUAUAAAGAAUGGAUUAAAUGUUCUAAUGCUUGUUUGCAUUUAUUUUUGGCUUAUUUAAGAGAAUUAUCUAUUGAAAUUGAAUUACCUCCUCAUUUAACUGUAUUGCUGGACAAUUAUGUUGAAUUAAGAAAAAAAGCAAUCAAUGAUCCUUCAGUAUAUCAUCAAUUUCAACAUAAACAACAAGUUGAUAAUAAUGUUGUUGAUAAAUCUCAACAAGAAGAACGUGAAAUUUUUCAAUCAGCGGAUGGUCUUGAAUCACCUGAAAGACCUGAAAUGUUGGAUAAUUUGAAUAGACGUACUAUAGUACGUACGAGUACUCGUACUCCAAUUGAAAAAAAUUGGAAAGAUUUUUCUAGAAAAGGCUUUAAAAGUUUUUAUUUGGAGCCUCUUUGGAUUCUUCAAUUCAGACAUUUUUACAUAAAAAGGAAGAAAACAAUAAUCAAAAUGUGAAUACUAACGGGGGAGGAAAGAAAAGUCAUAAAAAGCGAGUAAUAAAUUUACGUUCAUUAAAGAAAAGGUCUUCUGAUUCUAUUAAUGCCAUUGCUAGAAAAAUUGAAGAAAAUGAGCAAGAGGAAGAAGAUUGGGAAGAUUGGUAUGUUAUAGAUCCUGCACAAGAUUUUACUGUUACAACACAUUUGGCUAUUCAAAUGAUUGAUGAAAUAUUUCCUUAUAUCUGGAUUGAAACCACUGCUGAUGAAGCUACGAAUCGUUGGGGUGAAUGGGUUUUUAUUGAGCCUAGACAAGACUU
Messenger RNA from Rhizophagus irregularis DAOM 181602=DAOM 197198, 1735 nucleotides. The record is from RefSeq and is a predicted model, not a curated record. NCBI's taxonomy places the organism in Eukaryota, Fungi, Glomeromycota, Glomeromycetes, Glomerales, Glomeraceae.